UGUAUUGAGCUUUUAGGUCUUUUAUCCUUUAAAGACAAAAUGAAUACACUAGCUUAAAAUGGUGAAUAUUGCCCAUUAAUGGUGACCACCUUAAUUUAUAGUGUUAAUGUUUGCAUUAGUUUUUUCAUGCUUAAACUCACCUUAAUACUUGCAAAUAGCCUUAUUUUAUUAGUGCACUUUCAAGUCACGAUCUUUAAUCUUUCUUGGCACCUUUAGGCUACGCUUCCACUCUCGUCAGGCCUCGUUAAGUCUCUAAUAGUUGGGGUAUACAACAAGAUCAAUUAUCAACUACAGCCGUGAAGUUUAUUCAUUUUAGAAUAAAUAGCCUCAAAGUUUUUUUUACAAACAACAGUCUUCAAAUUAUCAAACACGACAUCGAUACAACCACUUUACCGGAUGACCUGCUAAAUAACCGUUGACCAAGGUAAAUGAUCCUUUGACUUUCAAAUUAAAUUCACUAAUCUAACCUGAUUACUCAAUUACCCUAAUUAAACCCUUCUUCACCAACUUCUCUCUGCCUAUCACCGUCCUUCUCCCACCCCAACACCACCAUCACCACCAUCAAAAUUCCUCCUUUAAUAACAAUCCAUCAAAGAUUCAUGGUCAUGUUCAAGCUCAAUUAUUAAAUUAAUGAGCAAAAUCAAGCUUUUGUUGAGUUAGAUUUGUUCUUUGAGUCUCAUCUCAUUUACACCACUAAAUGUAAUAGUUUUAUACGUUGAAUUUCUUGAUAGUUGACUUGAGGAUUCAGAGGUAAAAACCUUCAUUUCCAAUGUCAUUUUAUAUCCCUUAAUAUUAAUAUAAAAACGGUCUAGAGUGGGAAGCUGGGGAGAUUAGGUUGUGCGAUAAGCAGGCCCAAUUUCCAGAGAAUUGAUUUUCGGUCUAGGCGGAUUCUCGGACGGUGGCCGGCGGUUCUCAGGCGAAAUGAGAGGACGAGGAGGAAGGAGGGGGUGUCGUGGUGGCAGAGGUACCCCCAAUUCCAAGCAAGUAGCAUAAGUAGAAGGAGUGGGUCUAGGGCUUCAAUGGAGGCCCAAACAACUGCAGAUCUGAACGUCCAUGGUGAAGAAGGUCAACAAACUGAAGGAGUACAGCAGAAUGAGGAUGGGGACGUUCGAAGCCUAUACAAUAGUAUAAAGAAGAUGGUGGAUGAAUUAGGGAAAAAAAGGUGGUGAGCAAAAUAAAGUGAGUAAUGAGGCAAGUUCAUCGAUUCAAUUGGACCACUCAAUUUCAUCCCCUGCUGCUAACCUUCAGAAUUAGAAUACUUAUUGAUUUUACAAAAUAUUGAUAUCAUUUAUUCUGAUACUGAUAUUAUCAACUACCAAGAGUAACUUCAAUCUAAAAAGCACAGUUAAGAUUGAAGUAUUUGGAAACUAAUUGUGUGCUCUUUCAAUGGCCAGUAUUCAGCUUGUUCAUGAACUCACCUUUGAUUGGGUUGUUAUUAAUUAAGGAGGGGUCCCAAUGGUGGUGUUGGGGUGGGGGAAGGGUGGUAUUGGGGAGGGGCAGAGAGAAGCUGGGGAAGAAGGGUUUAAUUGGGGUUAAUUGGAUAAUUAGGUUAGAUUAAUGAAUUUAAUUUGAAAGUCAAUGGUCAUCUACCUUGGUCAAUGGUCAUUUAGCAGGUCAUCCGACAAAGUGGCUGUAUCGAUGUCAUGUUUGAUAACUUGAAGUCUUUUGUUUGUGAAAAAAAAAAAACUUUGAGGCUAUUUAUUUUAAAAUGAUUAAACUUUAAGGCCGUAGUUGAUAGUUAAUCCUUUUUAGUUUAAUAUAAGAAAAUUUGAGGCUAGAAAGCAUUAAAAUGAAUCAAGCAUAUUUUAAGGGCUUAGAAUUGAGGACAAUUCUUUUUUUUUAAGGAGGGAUUGAACUAGGUUUGCUUGGUUCAAGUCCUAUUUCAUUAUAAGAAGCUUACCGGAAAAGAAUGUGUUGAUGAAAAAUAAAAAUAGAAGCCUACAUCAUGUUAGCUGGUGUGGUGGAUAAGUGCAGCAAGGAUAAAAGUUGUUCGUCAAUGCAGGAUCAAAGUUCAAGCCUCCAGUUAAAAGACACAUGCAGCCUCACACGAUUACAUGAGUAUUAGCCUUGUUAUGUAAUUAGUUCUAGCUUUUUGUUUGUUAAAUAAACUCCAAGAUGUUAGGAGUUAGUUAGGAGGUUGUUAGGAUAUGCUUAUCUUUCUACGUUCUCCUAUAUAAGGAGGUCCUUGGAUCAUUUGUAAAGUAGCUUUUGGAUGAUUAAAAAUAACAUUCUAAGAGAUUAGAAUUAUAGAGAGAGGUGUUCUCUUUCAAGGGGAAUUGCAGGUGCAUAUUCCUAACCUAUAAUUCUUCCUUUGUGAGUGAAGCAAAAAGCGAUCAUAGUAAAAUCCCGUGAAGAUCAAGGUGAGCGAAGCCUUUAUUGAGAGUGUGGGGAUAAGGGAUUCUUGGUGACUAAAAUCAUCUACACUGCCUGGGGGUUCUUUUGACACGUCAGGAAGAUACUUAUGCUUGUAUCAAAUAUAAAUCUGGCCUGAUCAACAACCUAAUUAUGGGUCUUAAGUUGCCGAGCGAUGAUAUUCGAGGCGAAAUCAUGUUUGUCUUGUACAAGAUAUGUAUAGUUCAACAUUCAAGUAAAGAUGAUGAAGGUGCUGAUGUAUUGUUCGAGUAUUGUUCCAUAAUCUUGCGUCUAUCAUUGGAUGCACUGAUGAAGACUCAGAGGGAUGAUGUUCGCUUGAACUGCUUAGCACUUCUAAAGGCGUUGGGUCAAAGAGGAUACCUCUCAAAUGCCUUUUCAAGCGAAUUCAAUAUGAUGGAUACAUGUGAAGCUGAUAACUUUAUGCAAACUUCCAAUGGUGAAUUUUACGAAGUGUCUUUGACUAGAUUGUUUGCCGAGGCCAUUAAAUCUCCAUUGCUCUCUCCUGAUAGUCAAGUUCAGAGUUCUACGUUGGACUUCAUUAUACACUGUUUGUCAUGUGGCGCCUGUUCACUCAAACAGAUUCAACUCUUGGUGGAAGAAAAUCUUGCAGACUACAUAUUUGAAAUACUGAGGCUAUCAGAAUACACGGACCAAAUUAUUAGCUCAUGUGUUCAAAUUCUUGAUGUCUUAUCAACGGCCGAACACACCUUCAGGCAAAGGCUUGCCCUUGGAUUCUCUGCUGUGGUUUCUGUUCUGCCUCAAAUAACUGAAGUACCUUUUCAUCCUAUUCAACCUAAGAUGCUAAAGCUCAUUUUAGAUGGCAUCUCUAGCUCACCCGGAGUUGUAUCUGCAAAACUUGAGGAAGCAAUAAGUAGUUCCUUGGUGCUAAUGCUAAAGAGAUAUGCUGCUGGAGAGAUUGGCAUGCUUUCUGAAACAUUCAUUACCAUUUGUUCCAUUUUUGUUUCUCUUGUUAAAUGUCCUUCUGCUAGCGGUUCUUCAACACGGAUGCCUAUAAUCUUAGAAGCAUCCAAGCAUGCAGUUUUGGCCUCAUUGAGCAUAGAUGACUUGGACAGCUAUCAACAUCUGCAUUCUUUAGCUCUGUUAAAAGAGGCAUUCUUAUUGAUUCGUGAAACCAGCUCUUCAUGUAAUAGUACAGAAAUACAAAUGAGACAAACUAUUCUAGAAAUAUGUCGGAAGCAUAUAGUACCUUGGUUUAUAACAGAAAUUAAUGCAUUGGAAGAGGAUAUUAUUUUGGGGAUACUGGAGACCUUGCACUUUAUAUUGUUACAUUCUCAAUAUGAUCAAACCCUGCAACUCACGCAUACUCUACUUUCGGUCUCUUGGUUUAGCUUGUCUUUUAGAUGCUUAGGCCUUUAUCCAACAGAAAAGAUGAAAUUGAGGGUGUACCUGAUGUUAAGUACAAUUAUGGAUAAUAUUCUUGGUAAUGAUUCCGGUGAUUCCAUUAGAGCAGUAGCAUCUACUCUGCCUACGGAUCCUGUUGAUCUUUUGUUUCUUCUUGCACAAAAGAGCAACUUAGAGCUGUCGUCUUGCCACACCGCUGUACUACAAAUACUAUAUGUCAGCUCUUUAUUUGAUGAAAUGCUUGCAGACAAGAAGCUAGUUUUGACUUCUCUGGAGCAAUAUAUGCUUGUCAAUAGCAGCCACUUGCUUUCUAGAGCUGCUGCCUCAACCGAUAUAGUCCAUUUGCUGAAUGUUUAUGCUCUAUGUAGAAGCAUGACCAAGAUGAACGACCAAAUUUGUUGUAAUUUAGAAGCUGAAAUGAUUUUCUUCCUGGUCUUGGAGCGAGAUUGGGAUUUAUCAUCUUUUGACAUUCACCCAUCUUCACUAAAAUGGCUGUUUCAACAGGAGAAAAUCAGCAAAGUGUUGUCUAACCAGAUCCUCAAACUCUGCAGAAAUAGUUGCUCUAAUGGAACCCAAGCGAACGAUAGGAUUGUCAAUUUUCUUAAUAUAGCACAUUUAGCCACUGUGGGAGACAACCUUUUGCCAAAACUGUUGGUUCUUUUGCUCAAACAACUUGCUGGGGAAGAUAUGUCGCUCGGGGAUGUGAUAUCAUUACUUCAUUUUGUAUCAUCAAUUAUCAAUAUUUUUCCACAUGCUUCAGAUCAGCUCUGCACAAAUGGGAUGGGCUAUGCAGUUCAAAUUCUUUGUUCAAAGCUAUUAUGUCCUUCCUCGCUAGAGAAUUGCCUGAUUUUUUUGCAAUUUAUCUUCAUCACUUUACAAUCUGUGCAGUCUCAGGCACUCAUGGAUGAUGAAGCUUGGUUAGCAGUUGUUAUGAAGUUGCUGGAUUCUUUUCCUUCAAAUAUGACAGCCAACGAGUUGACAGAAGAGCACCUCUUAGUAUUUUGUAUCCUUUCAUUGGUUUUGCAUCAUUCUACUCAGGGGGCACUAGUAGAAACUGCUAAAUUCAUACUUCUGAAUCCUUCAUUAGCUCUUGUAAUGCAAGGCACAUUUGAUGCGCUCUGGUCAACUGGUUCUGCUUCUGUUGAACACGAAGAUGAAGCAUGCACUGAUCAUGCUGCAGUUUUUCUAUUGUCGUUUUGCCACUUUUACCUACAAAGUUUGAAGGUUGUUUUACCAGGAAGCAUGAAGUGGGAGAAUUUCUUUAACCUGCCAGAAGGGACAAGUACAUUUCCUUCAAUUGGAAUCUAUUGUCAUGAUAUAUGCAGGUUCUUGCAUUAUGGGUCAUCCCUAAUCAAAUUGGUUGCUUCAUAUUGCCUGAUUGAUUUUCUGAGUGGAAUCACAAAUCAACUGAACUUGAAUCAGAACAACGUAAAAUGCAGCAUGGGGUAUAUAAGGUCAAUGGUUGCGCUAUUAGAAGGCCUGAUUUUCCAUUGCGAUCUCAGAAUCGCCAUUAACUCUGGCCUCUGCUUAUCAAUUAUAUACAGCUGGGAAGUACCUAACUUAUACCAUACAAGUUUAGUGAGAACUAAUGGCUGGUGUCGGAUGAUUGUGGAAGAGCUGACGAGAUCUUUGGCGGCUCCAUGUUCAGUGUCAAUGUCAUUGAUGGAUAAUCACAGGCCUGCUGUGCACAUUGCUACGUCUGUUUUGAGGUUAAAGAACAUUCCUUCAUGGAUGAAUUCCGUGUUCGAUGAAGUCUGUGUGUCUAGCAUUAUCGAAAACCUGUGUCCAAGUAACAUAACCGUUGAGGUAGUUCUCUUAUUUCAACAGUUACUGAUUUCAGAUUACCUGAAGCCAAAUCAAAUUACGAAUCUAAGUCAUCUCCUUCAGGCAUGCAAAAGACGUUUGUGCAUGGAGAAUAGUGAAGAUAUAUGCACAGGAGAUGAGGAAAGGAAGAAGGUGGUGACCAUGUCUAGCAACCUGGAAGAAAUUUGUGAGUUUCUAGUUCAAUUAUUGACUUAUUCACAUCUGGAUAUUAAUUCUAGUGGACAUAAUGCAAAAAAUAGUCGAUUAAUGGAAGAAACAGAAUUGUUUUUAAGGCUUCUUGCAGGAAAUGGAGAAAAUUAAGAGCACAUUGAAAUCGUACUAGUAGAAGUUAAAGAUUUAUGGUGGGUUUUUGAUGUCAUUGAACACUAAAUAGUCCAAAUUGUAGAUUCUGAUAAUUAUAUUACAAAGUAUAUUGUACAUUUGUAUUUACGCAAGCGCUAUGAUCAUGAACUUAACCACAAUCUUCAAACUUGAUCUUCAACCUUCACCAUGAACUUAUUCAAUAACAAGAUCAAAGAAAAGAAAUCUUGUGAAGUGUUAGUUCUCCACAAGCGUAUGUGUUGGGACAAUUGAUUUCUCUGUCACGAGUAUGUCUAUGUUAGAAGGUUUGAUUGUAGAGAUUGGCCGUAGUCUUAUCCACUACGCCUCUUUUAAAUUAUAAAUCUUAUUAUUCUAGAA
This is a messenger RNA of Amaranthus tricolor (Joseph's coat), 6237 nucleotides long. Its product is annotated as protein PUTATIVE RECOMBINATION INITIATION DEFECT 1. The transcript is spliced from 9 exons. Lineage: Eukaryota; Viridiplantae; Streptophyta; Magnoliopsida; Caryophyllales; Amaranthaceae. The record is from RefSeq and is a predicted model, not a curated record. Gene Ontology annotation, biological process: meiotic DNA double-strand break formation. The coding region runs from base 2506 to 5859 and encodes 1117 amino acids.